Molecule: messenger RNA, 2148 nt
Organism: Merops nubicus (carmine bee-eater)
Lineage: Eukaryota; Metazoa; Chordata; Aves; Coraciiformes; Meropidae
Gene: COL6A2
Product: collagen, type VI, alpha 2
Source: RefSeq, a predicted model, not a curated record
GGCGAGAUUGGAUCCGAUGGACGGAGGGGUGCCCCUGGCUUGGCAGGCAGGAAUGGCACCGAUGGACAGAAGGGCAAGCUGGGGAGAAUUGGACCACCAGGCUGCAAGGGUGACCCCGGUGACAAGGGCCCUGAGGGCUACCCAGGAGAUGCAGGAGACCAAGGUGAAAGAGGAGAUGAAGGCAUAAAGGGAGAUCCUGGCCGACCUGGCCGCAGCGGACCCCCGGGACCUCCAGGAGAAAAAGGGAGCCCGGGACUUCCAGGCAACCCUGGAGCUCAAGGGCCUGCUGGAAGUAAGGGAAGAAAAGGUGAAACGGGAUCUCCUGGACCCAAAGGAGAGUUUGGUCGACGUGGAGAUCCAGGAACAAAAGGCAGCAAGGGCACUCCUGGGGCCAAAGGAGAAAGGGGAGAUCCUGGUCCAGAGGGUCCUCGUGGCCUGCCCGGAGAGGUUGGAAACAAAGGAGCAAGGGGAGACCAAGGAUUGCCAGGACCUCGAGGACCUCCAGGUGCUGUAGGAGAGCCAGGCAAGAUAGGAUCACGUGGGGACCCUGGUGACUUGGGCCCAAGAGGUGACGCAGGACCACCAGGACCAAAGGGUGACAGAGGCAGACCUGGCUUUAGCUACCCUGGCCCCAGAGGACCACAGGGUGACAAGGGUGAGAAGGGGCAGCCAGGACCGAGGGGAGUCAGGGGGGACCUUGGACCCAAAGGAGCGCAAGGGACCAAAGGAGAGAAGGGGGAACCGGGGGAUCCUGGCCCAGGAGGGGAGCCUGGACCCCGGGGUCCAACUGGAGAAGCAGGACCUGAGGGCAGCCCCGGGCCACCAGGAGAUCCUGGCCUGACUGACUGCGACGUGAUGACCUACGUGCGAGAGACGUGCGGUUGCUGCGACUGUGAGAAGCGCUGUGGUGCCCUGGACAUCAUGUUCGUCAUCGACAGCUCGGAGAGUAUUGGCUACACCAACUUCACCUUGGAGAAGAACUUUGUGGUCAACGUGGUCAGUCGGCUGGGCUCUAUUGCCAAGGAUCCCAAGUCAGAGACAGGUGCCCGUGUUGGGGUGGUGCAGUACAGCCACGAGGGGACCUUUGAAGCCAUCAAGCUUGAUGACGAGCGCAUCAACUCGCUGUCGAGCUUCAAGGAGGCUGUGAAGCGUUUGGAGUGGAUCGCUGGGGGCACCUGGACACCUUCUGCCCUUCAGUUUGCCUACAACAAGCUCAUCAAGGAAAGCAGGAGGAAGAAAGCACAAGUGUUUGCUGUGGUGAUCACAGACGGGCGCUACGACCCCCGGGAUGACGACAAGAACCUCGGGGCUCUCUGUGGUAGAGAUGUGGUCGUCAACACCAUUGGCAUUGGAGACAUGUUUGACCAGCCAGAACAGAGCGAGACCUUGGUCUCCAUCGCUUGCAACGAGCCCCAGCGGGUCCAGAAGAUGAGGCUCUUCUCAGACCUUGUGGCAGAGGAAUUCAUUGACAAGAUGGAGGAUGUCCUCUGCCCAGAUCCACAGAUCGUCUGCCCUGAGCUGCCUUGUCAGACAGAGCUCGCGGUGGCCCAGUGCACGCAGCGCCCCGUUGACGUCGUCUUCUUGCUGGAUGGCUCUGAGAGGAUCGGGGAGCAGAACUUCCACAGGGCCCACCUCUUCGUGGAGGAGGUGGCCCGACAGCUGACCUUGGCCAGGAGCAACAGCGACAACAUGAACGCCCGGCUCGCGCUGCUGCAGUACGGCAGCGAGAGGGACCAGGACGUGGUCUUCCCGUUGACCUACAACAUGACGGAGAUCUCCAACGCCCUGGCCCAGAUCAAGUACCUGGAUUCCUCCUCCAACAUCGGCUCGGCCAUCAUCCACGCCAUCAACAACAUCGUGCUGAGCCCGGGGAACGGGCAGCGCCUCGCCCGGCGCAACGCCGAGCUCUCCUUCGUCUUCAUCACCGACGGCAUCACGGGGAGCAAGAACCUGGAGGAGGCCAUCAACUCCAUGAAGAAGCAAGACGUCAUGCCCACCGUCCUGGCUCUCGGGAGCGACGUAGACAUGGUGGGCCUGGGGGACCGGGCAGCCAUCUUCCGGGAGAAAGACUAUGAGAGCCUCUCCCAGCCCAGCUUCUUCGAGAGGUUCAUUAGGUGGAUCUGUUAAAUGAAGGGAGUGCACGUGUCC